Maudiozyma barnettii is the source of this 447-nucleotide messenger RNA. RefSeq names its product import motor complex subunit PAM16 (gene PAM16). Gene Ontology annotation, cellular component: TIM23 mitochondrial import inner membrane translocase complex. Bases 1 to 447 code for a protein of 148 amino acids. Gene Ontology annotation, biological process: protein import into mitochondrial matrix. The record is from RefSeq and is a predicted model, not a curated record. The transcript has a single exon. Lineage: Eukaryota; Fungi; Ascomycota; Saccharomycetes; Saccharomycetales; Saccharomycetaceae.
AUGGCUCAUAGGGCGUUUGUACAAGUUAUCAUCACCGGUGCACAAGUGUUUGGAAGAGCAUUUGGAGAAGCUUAUAGACAGGCUGCUUCACAAUCUGUGAAACAAGGUGCCACAGAGACUACUAGGGGUCGUGGACGUUCUGCAAAAGAGGAAUAUGGUGGUAUUACACUGGAUGAGAGUUGUAAGAUUUUAAAUAUUGAACCAUCUAAAGCUAAGGAUUAUUUAAAUCUAGAUAAAGUGAACAGCAGAUUUGAUUACUUGUUCAACAUUAAUGAUAAGGAGAAGGGUGGGAGUUUUUAUUUGCAAAGUAAGAUAUAUAGAGCUGCUGAGAGGUUGAAAUGGGAGAUUAAAGAAAGAGAGAAAGAAGCUAAUAUAGAAAAAGAAGAAGCAUCAGCAUCAACUUCACCUCCACCACAUGAAGGUUCGAAGGACAAUAAUAAAUCUUAA